CGUACAUGCGCGUAACAGAAACUGCUUUCCUGUCAACUGGCGGAACGUUUCUUACGAUUGCCUUAAUUACAACCCAAUCCAAUGCCAAGCGAAGCUUCUCUACAUAUAUAUUUCCUGUUUGAAAUCUGAAAUUCUGCUAGAUUUGUGAAAGAUUUUUCGAUUGUUAAGCUUGGGCUCAAAAUAAAACUUGGAUCAGAUUUGCUGUAGGAGAAAUCAACUUUAUUGAGUUGCUGGUUUCAAAUCAGUUUUUAAAACUUAUCUAUUGCUCAGAGUAAUGGCAUCACCUGAAGAGUCCCCCGUGAUUGAAAACAAGGAAGAAGUGGAGACAUCGGUGAGAGAGAGAGGCUUAUUUAACAAAGAAAAGAAGGAAAAAGAGGAAAAAGACGAAGACAAGGAAGAAGAGAAAGGGGGAUUUAUUGACAAGGUGAAGGACUUUAUCCAUGACAUAGGUGAGAAGAUUGAGCACGCCAUAGGAUUUGGAAAGCCCACAGCCGACAUCUCAGGAAUUCAUAUUCCAAGCAUUAAUCUGAAAAAGGCUGAACUUGUUGUCGAUGUUCUUAUAACCAAUCCCAACCCUAUUCCUAUCCCUCUGGUAGAUAUUGAUUAUCUGGUGGAGAGUGAUGGCAGGAAACUUAUAUCUGGAUUAAUCCCAGAUGCAGGCACAAUCAGUGUCCAUGGGUCUGAAACAAUAAAGAUCCCUAUAACAUUGAUUUAUGAUGACAUCAAGGACACGUUUCAUGAUAUUAAGCCUGGAAGCAUUAUUCCCUACAAAAUUAAAAUUGCGCUUAUUGCAGAUGUGCCUGUCUUUGGGAAGAUAACCUUGCCUCUGGAAAAGGAGGGAGAGAUUCCUGUGCCUUAUAAGCCUGAUGUUGAUCUAGACAAAGUGGAGUUUGAUAAAUUUUCCUUCGAAGAAACUUCUGCAACACUGCAUAUGAAAUUGGAGAAUAAAAAUGAUUUCGAUCUUGCACUGAAUGCAUUGGAGUAUGAUAUUUGGCUUUCGGAUGUGAACAUUGGAAAUGCCAAGAUGACAAAAUCUUCUAAGAUUGAGAAGAAUGGGAUCAGUUAUAUUGAAGUGCCAAUCUCCUUUAGGCCUAAGGAUUUUGGAUCUGCACUUUGGGAUAUGAUUAGAGGAAAGGGUACUGGAUAUGCUAUGAAGGGGAACUUGGAAGUGGACACUCCAUUUGGACCUAUGCAAAUGCCAUUCAACAGGGAAGGUGGAUCUACCCGCCUAAAGAAGAAGAACAAAGAGGAAGGCGAUGAGGAUGAUGACGAGGAUUGAGCGAACUUGUGGAAUGCCAUUGCAGGAUAAAUAGGGAUAGGCUUUUGCUUUGGCGAUUGCAGUGUUAUUGUGCUUUUCAUACUAUACAAAGAACUUGUGUUCAUAAAUCUCCUUUACUCAAGCCCAGUCAGUAAUUUAUAAUUUUGGAAUGGUUACAUGCUACUUUUUUAACCGACUGAGCAACUUCUGUAGAUGUUGUCCUUGGAUGAAGUGGGAAUUUUGCAGGCAUUUAUGCUACUGUAUGGAUUUUAUAUUAUACAAGUAGAAAGAUCCAUGUAUUUAAUUACUUUUAUAAAUUGGCUGUAUGAGACUUGAUGCGUGAA
Molecule: messenger RNA, 1602 nt
Organism: Cryptomeria japonica (Japanese cedar)
Lineage: Eukaryota; Viridiplantae; Streptophyta; Pinopsida; Cupressales; Cupressaceae
Exons: 3
Coding region: 275-1279 (334 amino acids)
Biological process (GO): response to desiccation
Cellular component (GO): cytosol
Source: RefSeq, a predicted model, not a curated record